Messenger RNA from Pelecanus crispus (Dalmatian pelican), 665 nucleotides. Lineage: Eukaryota; Metazoa; Chordata; Aves; Pelecaniformes; Pelecanidae. The record is from RefSeq and is a predicted model, not a curated record.
GGAACUUCUUCAGGAUGGAGAGCUACAUUUCUUGCCUGUGCUGGAUUCUUGGGAUUAUCUGAGAUAGUCUGACCCUCAUCCACGUUUAUCUUUUUGACAAGGCAUAUCCUUUCUUCAGGAGAGGUUUUCUCCAUAUAGUACACUUUGAACCUUGACCAGUUAAGCGGCACACCAGCAAUAUGGAGGAGGAGGAUCUAAGUGAAAGAGGAUUGCCACAAAUUGCUUCAAUCAUGAAUAGAGUUAGAGACUUGAAAAACAAAUACAGAAAUGAAGACAAUAUCACAGAUGAACUUAACUGUACUAAAAUCUCAGCUGAUACAACAGAUAACUCUGGAACUGUUAAUCAAAUAAUGAUGACAACAAAUAAUCCAGAAGAUUGGCUGUGUUUUUUGCUCAGGCUAGAGAAAAAGGGUAUUCCUCAGACGGAUGUUAGCCUACUGAAUAGACUCAUUGGUCGUUACAGUCAAGCGGUGACUGCGUUACCUGCAGAAAAGCAUAGUCAAGAUGAGAGCUAUGCUCGCAUCCUUGUGAGAUUUGCUGAGUUGAAAGCUCUUCAAGAUCCAGAGGAGGCACGGGACCAAUUUCAUCUGGCCAGGCUGAACUGCAAGAAAUUUGCUUUUGUGCAUGUGGCUUUUGCACAGUUUGAACUAUCACAAGGUGUGUAG